AAAAUAGGCAAAAUCUUAAAACCCUAAAUCAGAGAAUAGCUCAGUCAGUCACUAGUAAACUCACAGGCCUCAUCAAUGGCGUCUCAAAUGGCGAUCUUAACUCGAACCAAAACCCUAAUCAAAACCCUAAAUCCUAUCAAAUCCAUCUCCACAUUCACCUUCGUUUCCCAAGAACCUCAACUCGCUGCCGAGCCAACUCUGUCCGAUCCUAGCCCCACCACUACCACUUCUCUCCCUCCAAACCCAGCCUCAGGCAGCCCAGUCUACCACGAGAACUGGCGCAAUCCCAUCUCGAACCCUAACCCGGCGCUUAGUCAGUCCCUAAUCCCUUUCGGUCUCCUUCAACAAACUCCAAAUGCUCGAAUCCAGUCCAUGUCGCGAAAUCUUGAUGUCAAUUCUCUAUUGAAUGUGUUCGCGGAUUGGACGACCUCUCAACGGUGGUCUGAUAUGAAACAACUCUUUGAUUUCUGGAUAAGGUCGCUUGACAAGAAUGGCAAGCCUAAUAAGCCUGAUGUUCAUCUGUAUAAUCAUUAUUUGAGAGCUAAUUUGAUGAUGGGAGCUACUGUUGCGGAUUUGCUGGAUUUGGUUGCUCAGAUGGAGGAGUUUGCGUUAGAUCCUAAUACAGCGUCUUUUAAUUUGGUGCUGAAGGCCAUGUAUCAAGCUCGAGAGACUGAGGCUGCCGAGAAGUUGCUCGAACGGAUGGAGCUUGCAGGAAAGGAAUCUCAGCCUGAUGAUGUGUCAUAUGAUUUGGUUAUUGGUGUAUUGUUCUUGGCUGAACAAUUUGAUACUGCCUUGAAAUAUAUAGAUAAGACUUUAAGAAAUGGUUAUAUGUUAACAAGCAGAGCAUUUUCCGAUUGUGUGAGUAGCUGUGUUAAUAAAGGACGACUGGAUACAUUGGUGUCAGUUAUUGAAAAAUGCAAGACAAUGGAUCAAAACAAAGCUCUGAGUCCAAAUUGGAACAUGUGCAACUUUAUUGCAGAAGUUGCAAUGCAAGAGGAUAAUAGCAAGUUGGCAUAUUACGCCUUGGAAUUUAUGGCCAGAUGGACUGCCCAGGCUGAGAAUGCUAGGCCUGCUGUUCUACUUUCUGUUGAUGAAGGACUGGUUGUAUCAGGCCUUGCAACUGCUGGCAGGACUUACAGCUCUACUCUCUUGGAUGCAUCAUGGGCAAUCCUUCGGCGUUCAUUACGUGGAAAGAAGAAUCCUAACCCAGAAUCUUAUAUUGGGAAAAUAUACGCCUAUGCAUCACUGGGGAAUCUGCAGAAAGCUUUUAGUACACUGCGCGAAUUCGAGGCUGCUUAUGAAAAUUCUGACAAAGAAGCACAGGAAGAAAUGUUCUCACCAUUUACUUCUUUACAUCCAUUGGUUGUGGCUUGCUCCAAGAAGGGUUUCGAGACUUUGGACUCGGUGUAUUUUCAGCUGGAGAAUUUGAGUCGUGCAGAACGUCCAUACAAGUCUGUUGCUGCACUUAAUUGUGUAGUUUUAGGUUGUGCGAAUAUAUGGGACCUUGACCGUGCCUAUCAAACUUUUGAGGCAAUUGGCUCUUCUUUUGGGCUGACCCCUGAUAUUCAUUCAUACAAUAGUCUGAUGUAUGCCUUUGGAAGGCUCAAGAAGACAUUUGAGGCUGCAAGGGUGUUUGAGCAUUUGGUAAGCUUAGGGAUCAAGCCCAAUGCAAGGUCAUAUUCAUUGCUAGUUGAUGCUCAUCUCAUCAACAGAGAUGCAAAAGCUGCUCUCUCUGCGAUUGAGGAGAUGCUAUCUGCAGGAUUUGCCCCCUCUAAGGAAACUCUAAAGAAGGUCAGAAGACGGUGUGUUCGUGAGAUGGACUAUGACAGUGAUGAUCGUGUGGGUUCCUUUGCUAACCAGUUUAAAAUUCGAAUGGGCAGUGAGAUUCGCAGGGACAUGCUGUUCAAUCUCGAGUACAGCGCUGAUUAUGCUUGAUAGGUUAUUUCUUGUUCUUCAUGGCAAUCGAUUUGGGCAGUUCGGAUACUGCUUGAGCUCUUCAUUUCAGACCAAAGUCAUUCUUGUUUGUAUAUUACUUGGGUGUGCUCAAUUUUGAGUAUUGCCAGCAUGGAACUUAGGAUCAUAGCCUCCUAUAGCCAAAUAUUUUCUUCACAUUAAAAUUAUUUUUGACAAAAACUGUAGGGGCAAUGAAACAUUGAUCCAAAACAUACUUUAAUGGUGACAAAUAAAUGUAGGACAAUCUUGAUAAUUUAUUUAGGGUAGAAAGUCUGUUAGGUGAGGCCAUCACUGGUAUAUGGCUUAGAUCUGGCGACACCUUUCUCUGCGCCACUCAUCUGGAAUGUGUCUGCAUUUUGUAAAUGUUGAAAUUAAUUUCGGCUUGUAAGGAUUUUGCUUUGGAAGUAACAGUUCUGUGGAACUGGAAAUUACAUAUUUA
This is a messenger RNA of Jatropha curcas, 2392 nucleotides long. Its product is annotated as Tetratricopeptide repeat (TPR)-like superfamily protein. Gene Ontology annotation, molecular function: protein binding. The record is from RefSeq and is a predicted model, not a curated record. Lineage: Eukaryota; Viridiplantae; Streptophyta; Magnoliopsida; Malpighiales; Euphorbiaceae.